Messenger RNA from Colletotrichum tamarilloi, 2250 nucleotides. RefSeq names its product pumilio-family RNA binding repeat domain-containing protein. Gene Ontology annotation, molecular function: RNA binding. Bases 1 to 2250 code for a protein of 749 amino acids. Gene Ontology annotation, cellular component: nucleolus; preribosome, small subunit precursor; 90S preribosome. The transcript is spliced from 2 exons. Gene Ontology annotation, biological process: ribosomal small subunit export from nucleus; endonucleolytic cleavage in ITS1 to separate SSU-rRNA from 5.8S rRNA and LSU-rRNA from tricistronic rRNA transcript (SSU-rRNA, 5.8S rRNA, LSU-rRNA); endonucleolytic cleavage to generate mature 5'-end of SSU-rRNA from (SSU-rRNA, 5.8S rRNA, LSU-rRNA). The record is from RefSeq and is a predicted model, not a curated record. NCBI's taxonomy places the organism in Eukaryota, Fungi, Ascomycota, Sordariomycetes, Glomerellales, Glomerellaceae.
AUGCCAGCAGAAGUGUUCGGUACGACGAACCCGCCCAGUUCCCCAGCAAAAUACUUUUCGCCUUGCAACCUCCAGCCCUCAAUCACAAUGCCGAAGCCGAGAACGAAACGUCAAGCGAUCCGCGACGAGCGGAAGAAGAAGAGGAGGGAGGUGGAUGAAGAGAAUUACGAGGCGAACAAAGAGGAACGAUCGUCGAAGCGCAGGCGGGUCGAGGACGAGGAACAGCAUGGCGAACAACAGCCCGCCUUCGACGAUGCGGCGAACGAGCAGGAGCAGUCAUUCCGUGGCAAUGGGCCCGAGGUGGAGUUCUUCGGAAUGCUUGCCGACGAGGAACAGGAAUACUUCCGCCGCGCCGACGAGCUGCUCGAAUUGAACCAGUUUCCCUCCUCCGAGGAGCGCGACGUCUUCCUGCAAAACGUGUACAAGGAGGCGCGGGGCAAGGAAUUGAAGUUGGCCAGCAGUCAAUCGCUUUCACGACUCAUGGAGCGCCUCAUUAUCCUUUCGAACACAAGACAGAAGAAGCAGAUCUUCAACGCUUUUGCUACUCAUUUCCUGUCCCUGGUACAGCAUCGAUUUGCCAGUCACUGCUGUGAGAAGCUGUUCCUCGAAUCGGCACCAGUUGUGACACAAGAGUUGGGAGGUAUCGUACCGGAAUCUAAGGCGGACGACGAGAUGAAUACUGAAGAGGACGGCGAGCCGGCGCCUGAGAACACUAUGGAGGACCUCUUCCUUAUGACCCUCGAUGAGUUCGAACAGCACAUGGGAUUCCUCCUGACGGACAGAUUCGGGUCCCAUACCCUGCGCGUGCUCCUGGUUGUUCUGUCCGGAAGACCACUGGACGACGCAGCUACCAAGUCGAUGCUGAAGAGCAAGAAGAAGGAGUACAUUUCCGUCCAGGGAGCCACAGCAACCGCAGACGAACUCACCCACCAGCUGAGGGCCGUUCCCGAAUCCUUUACCAUGGCCACCAAGAAGAUCAUUCAGGAUGCUGUUUCCGGCAUGGACUUUACCGCGCUGCGCGUGCUCGCCAAGCACCCUACGGGCAACCCUCUCCUCCAGCUCCUGCUCGAACUCGACAUCUCCCUCAACCACAAGAGCGACAAGGAAUCCGCAGCAUCAACAAAGGACACCCUGCUGUACAGGCUGUUGCCCGACGCACCUAAAUCUCUGAGCGACGAGUCAUCGCAGGCGGCAGACUUUGUCAACAGCAUGGUGUACGACCAGAUCGGAUCUCGCCUUCUCGAAACGCUCCUCACAAACUGCCCCGGCAAGAUCUUCAAGGCGCUCUCUCGCAACUUCUUCGGCGAGCGCAUCGCAACCUACGUCCGCAACGACAUUGCCUCGUACCCCGCCCUCCGCGUUCUGAACCGUGCCAGCAAGGACGACCUUGUCGAGGCCGUCAAGAAGAUUGUCCCCGCCGUGCCCCUCUUGGUGACCAAGGCCCGGUACAACGUGCUCAAGACCCUCUUUGAGCGCUGCGAGGCCCGUGGCGCGUAUGAGGAGAAGAGUGCGCUCACAAGAGCCCUCACCGACGCGCUCGGCUCCAACCCCAAGGACGUAGUGCCGAAGCUGUGCCAUCUCGUCGAGGAAGAGCCUGCCGCAGACGACAAGAAGUUCCAGCAGGAUGGCCCACAGAACAAGACCGCCGUCGCCAACCACGGCUGUCAACUCGUAACAGCUAUGCUCAAGACCUCAGGCAAUCCCGUCAAGGUCGCCCAGAAAUCCCUCCUCGCCACGCCCCCAGACCUCCUCGUCAAGCUCGCAACCACGUCAAUGGCAUCAAUGACCGUCCUGACGACAGCCCUCGCCACCCCGGCAGCCCCCCAAAACGAGUUCUUCCACAAGGCGCUCGUCGGUGCGAUUGCCCCGCACGCGGCCGAGCUCGCCCAGUCGCAGUUUGGCCACAACGUCGUGCUCGCCAUCAUCGAGGUGCCCUCCCGCGGCACAGACCGGUCGAUCCCGUUUCACGUCAAGCAGACCAUCAUCGGCGCGCUGGCGGAGCACGAGAGGGCCCUGCGCGACUCCUGGAUGGGCCGCAGCGUCUGGCGCACGUGGAAGGGUGACAUGUGGAAGACGAGGCGUUCCGACUGGGUCAAGUGGGCCAAGGAGGUGGAUGGGCCGGCCGAGGAGACCAAGUUGAAGCCGUGGGAGAGGAGGAAGUUGGACCAGCAAAAGGGGCUUCAGCCGAGACCAGCGGCCGCCGCCCCGGUGAGAGGGAAUGUCGAUGCGGAAGAGCAGCAGGAGGAGUGA